This is a messenger RNA of Haliotis rubra (blacklip abalone), 357 nucleotides long. RefSeq lists its product as uncharacterized. The record is from RefSeq and is a predicted model, not a curated record. The coding region runs from base 37 to 357 and encodes 106 amino acids. The transcript is spliced from 3 exons. NCBI's taxonomy places the organism in Eukaryota, Metazoa, Mollusca, Gastropoda, Lepetellida, Haliotidae.
GGGACGUCGUAGUACAUUCACGGUAGGUUAACACACAUGGAGAGGAAGGUCGCGAUAGACCGACAGGCAAUGAAGUUUGUUGACGAUUCUGUAUGCGGACCGAAAACCAUUGAUCUUGCAUUUUCUAAUCUCUGCCACAGGGAUGACUGGUUCGUUGCAUACGUUGUAGUGGAGUAUAAAGACAUGGCUACAGGCGACAGAGACAGAGUGAAGUUUAAGGCCAACUACUGGCUGAGUGCAACUGAAGAACACGAGCACACAACUGGAAUAUCAUGUUACCACAUGGUUUCAGCCGGAAUAUUGUCCAGCAUGCUUAUAGAUAUUAAAUGCCACCCUUCCCAGAAAUGUGAACAUUGA